AUGGUGGCGGCGGAGCUGGCGCACGAGCACGUGGCCGCGGAUGCCGCCUUUCCACCUGACCGCAUCACCAAGCUGGAGGAGGAGGCGCUCCAAGGCAGCCUCGGGUCCCGCGGCGCCGGGGACGCGGAGGAGGUUGCGGACGAACGCGACGCGAUGCUACCUGACGGAGAAAACCAAGCGAUGAAGGAGAAAAAUGAGGACGAGGAAACUGUUCGCGGGGAAACCAAGCUCUACUGGCAGCGGUUCGCGAUUCUAGCCGUGUUCAGUCUGUACUCACUCAUCAACGCGUUCCAGUGGAUCCAGUACGGGAUCGUGGCCAACGUGUUCACGCACUUCUACCGGGUGAGCAAUGACAAGGUGGAUUGGCUGUCCAUCGUCUACAUGCUGGUCUACGUGCCGCUCAUCUUCCCGGCCACCUGGCUUCUGGACCGCCGCGGCUUGCGCCUCACCGCGCUGCUGGGCGCCGGCCUCAACUGCGCCGGCGCCUGGCUCAAGUGCGCCAGCGUGGGCCGCGAUCUCUACCCGCUCGCCAUGGUGGCGCAGCUGGUGUGUUCCGUGGCGCAGGUCUUCAUCCUCGGCCUGCCCUCGCGAGUCGCCUCCGUCUGGUUCGGACCCAAGGAGGUGUCCACCGCCUGCGCCACUGCCGUGCUGGGCAACCAGUUGGGCGUGGCCAUCGGAUUCCUGUUGCCUCCCGUGUUGGUUCCGAACACGCCCAGUGACGUGGAGCUGGUGGCACACAACAUCAGCGUGAUGUUCUACGGCACCGCCGCCGUCUCCACCGCCCUCUUCAUCCUCACCAUCAUAGUGAUGAAAGACCGUCCGCCGCUGCCGCCCAGCCAGGCCCAGGCCGUCCUGCCCGUCGGCCCCCCCGAGGACUACUCGUACCGCCGCUCCAUCGUCAACCUGAUGAAGAACAAAGCCUUCAUCCUGCUGCUCAUCAGCUACGGUAUAACCACGGGCUGCUUCUACUCGGUGUCCACCAUCCUCAACCAGAUGAUCAUGGCCUGCUAUGAGAAUGAAGAGUUGAACGCAGGAAGGAUCGGGCUGACCUUGGUGGUGGCUGGCAUGGUGGGCUCCAUCCUCUGUGGCUUGUGGUUGGACCACACCAAGACCUUCAAGUUGACCACGCUGCUGGUGAACUGCCUGACCUUGAUCAGCAUGCUGAUCUUCACCUUCACGCUGGACCUCAACAACAUCUACGUGGUCUUCUUCACGGGAGGCCUACUCGGCUUCUUCAUGACGGGGUAUCUUCCCGUGGGCUUCGAGUUUGGUGUGGAGAUCACCUACCCGGAAUCGGAGGGAACCUCGUCCGGACUCCUCAACACUUCGGCGCAGAUAUUCGGGAUCCUUUUCACGCUGAUUCAAGGAAAACUGACUACGGAUUACGCCGACCCGCUACCGGGCAACAUUUUCCUCUGCGCCUGGAUUUUAUUGGGAUUAAUUCUCACGGCCUUCAUCAAAUCGGACCUGAAACGACACAACGUCAACAUCGGGGCGACCGGCAAAGAGCAACAGGCGCUUCGUGCAGAGGAAAAGUUGAAGGUGGAACGUUCUUUCAACUUUGCCAGAGAAACGUCCUUGUAGCCAGGACAUCCACGCAAAAGGCAACCUGGGAAUUCUUUUUUUGUGAUGGACGGUUAGUGAGCGGUUGCGCCAGCGCUGACUUUUCCUGACUUUACUUGAAUGCAUCACGCCCUUCGGUAGGUUUUUUUUGGAUGAAGGACGGCGUCGGACGGACGAGACUUUUCAUACACACAGUCAAGGUGCACAAAAGCGACGCACAACUUUUUAUACUUUGCUCAGUGUGUGUGUUUGCGUGAGACAAGUGUAGCGCGCCAUCUUGUGGUCACUCCGAGUACAGCAUGAUGACGUUUUCUGCUGCUUUUUUAAUACAGUUUCCUUUUUUUACCUUUUAUGAUGAAUUCAAACAUUUGUUUGUUGAUGAAUACUUCAUUUUGUAUUAGAAAUAUCAACGUUCUCAUGCUUUUGCACAAUAAUAUGCAGGCUUUUUUGCAGAAUUCUAUGGAGCAUAUUCAUUUUACUUUUGUGACUCCUUUAUUUAUUUUGCUAUUAGAUGAAUAUUUCACGAUUAAGUGAGUAAAAAGUAUACAAACGCAGUUUAUGGUCAUGUUACAUUUUGCUUAUUGGGUUUAUUUAGGUUACAUGUUUAAAAUUGACAUGUUAAAAAUAGCAGCAAAAAAAAAAAAAAGAACUCCUGACAUUUAUUAAGCACAAGAUCAUCUUUAUUUUGUUGCCUGUCGACUGCUUAUUCCAAAUGAGUCCUCGUGGUGGCGCUAGCAUUAAAGUGGAGAUGACGCCAUG
Messenger RNA from Syngnathus typhle (broad-nosed pipefish), 2322 nucleotides. It is a transcript of the gene flvcr1, whose product is annotated as FLVCR choline and heme transporter 1. The record is from RefSeq and is a predicted model, not a curated record. Lineage: Eukaryota; Metazoa; Chordata; Actinopteri; Syngnathiformes; Syngnathidae. Gene Ontology annotation, cellular component: membrane; mitochondrion. The transcript has 10 exons. Gene Ontology annotation, biological process: mitochondrial transport; erythrocyte differentiation; transmembrane transport. Gene Ontology annotation, molecular function: heme binding; heme transmembrane transporter activity. Bases 1 to 1584 code for a protein of 527 amino acids.